Fomitiporia mediterranea MF3/22 is the source of this 1077-nucleotide messenger RNA. RefSeq names its product WD40 repeat-like protein. Gene Ontology annotation, biological process: positive regulation of ubiquitin protein ligase activity; positive regulation of anaphase-promoting complex-dependent catabolic process; anaphase-promoting complex-dependent catabolic process. The record is from RefSeq and is a predicted model, not a curated record. The transcript has 2 exons. Gene Ontology annotation, cellular component: anaphase-promoting complex. The annotation marks the transcript as partial. Gene Ontology annotation, molecular function: ubiquitin ligase activator activity; anaphase-promoting complex binding; protein binding. NCBI's taxonomy places the organism in Eukaryota, Fungi, Basidiomycota, Agaricomycetes, Hymenochaetales, Hymenochaetaceae.
GUCGCUUCCGCUUCGACUAAUCUAAUCACGUCUCCUGAAACGUGCCUUGGCGCACCAGGGCUUCGCGACGACUUCUACACCCGCCUGGCAGAUUGGAGCAAAACUGAUCUACUGGCUGUAGCGAUGAACUCUUCCGUCGUAUACCGUAAUAUGCAGACGCAAAAUAUUUCGCGUGUCGUCUCGCUUGAUCCAGAGGAGACUGUGACAUGCAUAGCUUGGAGUCCCUCGUCAACAACGCUGGGCGUCGGACUUGACUGCGGUUUAGUUCGCUUGUACAAUCCUGAAUCACAUGAAUGCCUUCGCGAAUACAAGGCACAUCGGCAGAAAGACUUUGUUGGAGAUCUCAGCUGGCAGGACUCGAACGUCUUUGCGGUUGGCUAUCAGUCAGGUCAGCUUCGUCAGUUCGAUGUUCGAGAACAAAGAGGAGGCAGAGUUAUUCGGUCGCAUCGUUCGCGGAUCUGCGGUGUUGAGUGGAACUCUGACGGCCGAUUUCUCGCAACAGGUGGUGGAGAUGGCGUCGUUGCUUGCUGGGACGCGCGAAUGGACAGGCCCAACCCCAUUGCGACUCUAAACAACAUAAGCUGUCGUUGGCGGGUGCGACGACAUCUUUCGACCGUGAAGGCAUUCGCAUGGUGUCCCUGGGCGCCAGAUAUGCUUGCAUCUGGCGGUGGAACAAAGGAUGGGACAAUCCGAUUCUGGGACGUCGUACGCGGUUGUGCGCGAAGCACCGUGAUACCUACUCAUUCGCAAGUGACCUCGCUGCACUUUUCGCAGAGUUGUCGCGAAAUCGUGUCGACACACGGAUAUGCCUUCGCUCCUGCAGAACCUGGCUUGGAUGGUGUGUACCCGGCGCCCCGAAGGCAUUCAAUACUUGUACACAAUUAUCCGCGUGGCAAUCUGGUGGGCAAGGUGUUUGACCCGGCACACGGACGUAUCACGCAUAGUUGCUUGAGUCCAGAUGGAACUCGGAUUGUAACGUGCGGAUCCGACGACUCGAUUCGCAUGUUUAAGAUUUUCGGGAAGCAGAAUUCCCCUCCUCACGAUGAGCACAGUCGGCUGCAGAGUAUGAUCCGGUAG